AUGGCCCACGCACGCCAACGCUGCCUCCUCAUUACCUUCGACGCGUUCGCGACUCUGUUUCAUCCUCUCCACCCCAUUCCCGAAAUAUACGCCUCAGUAGCCAACUCGUACAGACUGAGCGGAACGCCCAUAGCUCCUGCUGCAUUACAGACAGCCUUCAAAAAAGCAUACAAAGCCGAGAGUAAAGCCUAUCCGAACUAUGGCCGAGAAAUGGUACUGCGUGGCGAAUAUGGAGGGCCAAAACAAUGGUGGACUGGUGUUAUCAAAUCGACGUUUGCGAAUGCUCUGGAUAAACCGGAUUUGCAGUUGCCUGGUGGAAUGGUUGAUCGGUUGAUUGAGAUUUAUGCUAGUAAAGAGGGCUACGCGCUAUACGAAGAAGUUCGGCCUUUUUUUGACCAGCUCAGGGAAUAUAAGACUCAGCAGCCCGUGUUCGAUUGUAUCGUGACGGGUAUCAUAUCGAACUCGGACGAUCGCGUUUCUACCGUGUUGAGAUCAUUGGGCCUGUCGGUAGGACGGGCUCGUGCUGACGAAGAUCGAUCUAGUACACUACUGCCGGGGUUCGAAGAGGCUACUACUACGAAUUUGGAAGAGGAAGGAUUUUAUUCAAAAGAUCUCAAUAUGGUCAUUACCAGCUACGAGGCAGGUCAAGAAAAGCCGAAUCGACUGAUCUUCGAUGUAGCAGCUCGGCAAGUCAACCGCCUUCUGGGCGCGGCCAAAUGGACCCAAUAUGAUUUGGACAAUAUUGACUGGACGCGCAUACAUGUUGGAGAUGAUUUUGCGAAAGAUUACCAAGGCGCGACGGAUGCUGGUUGGCAUGGGAUUUUACUUGAUCGAGACAAUACAUUCACCGACAGUUCGGACGUGGAAGUUAUCAAUUCAUUAGAGGCGCUGCUUCCCAAAAUACAAAGACACGCAACCAGCUGA
This is a messenger RNA of Talaromyces marneffei, 924 nucleotides long. RefSeq lists its product as uncharacterized. The record is from RefSeq and is a predicted model, not a curated record. The transcript has a single exon. Lineage: Eukaryota; Fungi; Ascomycota; Eurotiomycetes; Eurotiales; Trichocomaceae. The coding region runs from base 1 to 924 and encodes 307 amino acids.